Pocillopora verrucosa is the source of this 2285-nucleotide messenger RNA. The record is from RefSeq and is a predicted model, not a curated record. Lineage: Eukaryota; Metazoa; Cnidaria; Anthozoa; Scleractinia; Pocilloporidae.
CGAAGAAGAGCCAUUGCUUACUCCAAACUUUGCCAGAGACGAUCGACGUUGGCGGAGUCACCGUGCGUUCUUUGGAUUAAUUGUAAAAGCUAAUUCGGUUGCAGCUUUGAACGAUGCUUUCUCUUACGUUUAUGCUAUUGUUUGUGAUCGAGUUGGGAUGGGCCGCCCAGUGUGACAAGUGGUCUGGACCCGCUGGAACUGUUGAAUGCGUUCAAUUAAGGUCGUACAAUAACGAAUACCAGUGGGGGACGUGCGUGACGGAUACUUACGUGAAGCAAAAGAGCAACCAAAAACAUCAUUGUAUAGACCGAACUGCAACCUACUGCUGGUAUCAGUGUAUGCUUGAAGUGCAUAACAAGGACUAUGGAUCAGUGACGAGUGAUUGUUCCUGUACUCCCAGCAAUCCAACCUCAUAUCCAAACACUCUCACACCUACCACAUUACUGCCUCCAGAGUGCUAUAGUCCACCAGGGGAUUCAUGUGAUUGGUAUCGCAACUGCCUGGAGAGGAGGUAUCCCUGUGAAGCUACAAGUAAUCAAUAUGCAAUCAAAUACGCUGAACAUUUUUGCAAGUUGUAUGACGAAAACUUUGCAAAGUUCAGUCUAAGUGGGCGAAACUGGGUUAACGGAGUUCGUAAAUGCCUCCAAGUCUCACUGGUGCCACUAUUGCGGCCAUGGGUCGACGAUCCAUCCUGUAAGGAGAUACGAAAAAGAGCGUUUGCCUCUCAUACACCAUGUUACUUGAAUCCAGGAAAUGGUGUGCCGUCCGUCUGUGAUCUUGACUGCUCCGAUUACCACCAGAUCUUUUGGACCAUCAAGGGUUCCUUUGUCAAAGUCGGUACAAUCUGGGAAUCUCUCAAGGGAAUGUGGAACAUAAGUGCGAAAUGUGGACGGUUUGCCUCCAUCAAGAAAUGCUUCAGAAAGCGGAAAGAUAGCCCAGUGAUAGUGACCAAGCUGGAGAUUAAAAAGUUUAUUCCGCGAUCAAGGCGCUCAACUUAUAAUCUUCCUGAAUCUGAUGCUCAAAGUCGAUUCGCAGACGGUGUUGCCUCAGCCAUUGCGAGUGCCUUGAAGUGGAACUCAGACGUAAUGGACUGGCUCGCCUACGUUGAGAGAGUUGAAGCUCCAGAUAACAUGGAAAUUGUUGUCUUAUUAGUUGAUAAGAAAGCCCUGGGUAUCGCCAUUACAUCCACUCCAUCCAUUAACUUAAACGAGACCAUCCAAGAGUUUGCCUCAGCUGUACAAAAGGGAGCACUAACUUUGAAAGUGGAUGGAAACAAUAUCUGGGUGAAGAGCUUGGCCUCGUGUUCUGAUAAAGCCUGCACCAGCACCCAGACACUGGCAAUGUCAGACAAGCCUCCAAACUGGAAUGGUGCGGUGAGGAUCUCAGGUGGUAAAAUUGUCUUUUAUGGAACCAUCGCUGUGUUGAUCACGAUGAUGGACAAACUACUUUACUGAAAAGAUACUCACAUCUGUCAAGAAGAUUGAGUUUUUCUAUUUACUGAGCGUAAGAACAUAGACUUAUCAUACGUAGUAGUUGUUCUAAUGGUCUGUCUCACGCUGGGUUUUGUGCUUAAUGCCUUCGAGCUGAAACUUUUCGAUUCCCUAUCUGUUGCCAAAAAGCUUCACGAAAACGUACACCUAGGUAGUUUUACUAUUGCAAUGCUUGCAACAAACGGAGCGAUUUUUAGCUGCAGCAUUUUGGACCCAGUCAUGACCACGAAUCAAUUCUGGACCACAAAACAGCUGCCCUUUUCUAGAGCUUACGAGAAAGAGCAUAUCAAAUACUGUGGCAAAUCAACGAGUUGUUUUCUAGAUUUCAAACCUUUCGGUGUUAUUCUUACUAUGAACAGGCUUCAAUGUGUAACAGGCCCUUAAAUUAGCUGAGAGUUAUUCGAAGCCGUAGGAUAUAGAGGAUAAAUAAUUAUAACCAAGCACAGAAUCUCAUUUAAUUUCAUUGGAUGGUAGUUACACAAAUAUUACGCGUUGCUAAAGGUAGAGCAAAAUCUAUUUGCCCGGUAGAUGGGAGACGUUUUUAGAGAAAUCACUCACAAGUUACGGUAGCCAAUGUUUGAUUAUAGGAUGAAAUCAGUGCGUCUUAUAGUGUAGUGUCUCUCGCCAUUGGAAGGACAAAUAGAUAGGGUGCCGUUGUUUCCCUGAUAAAAAGUGAGUAAAAACAGACUCACCUCACCCAGAUUAGUUUAUGAAUAUUAAUCAUCAUAUAAAGGCCUUUUUUUUUUAAUUGAUAUAACCUACUUAUACCUGAUUACACGCAUUUAGUCGCGAUUU